AGCCUAGGGCCGUUGUGGGCAAGUAUUAUUGUACAAGUCUUGAAGGAACUCAGAUCGACAUGUUCUCAUCUCUUUAGCUUUGUUGGGCUAUCCUUGCCUUGAGGUAUCAGCAUUUCAAGACACGCCGAAGAUCUCUCGGGCCUCAUCCAUUGACGUCUUUCUCUUUCAGAUGUAAAGUUUCUUGGAUCGCUGUUGCUGAUUAGCUAUCAAAUAUUCAGAUGUUCGUUCAUGCAAAAACACCCAUGAUCUUGCAUCGGAAUGCCUGCUUGAUGGUGACAGUCAAAUAAUACAAGGGCGACCUUGUGAGCACAGCCACUAUUGUUCGACCCAUUAAUUGUUUGGAAAACUUCCUCCAGCCUGGAUUGUGAAGUCUCCGAGAGAUAUUUAACAAAUCUAUCCCUUGUGUCCAUUCGCCAGCUCCUACUACCCCAUGUCUUCGUCAAUCGACCACACCGGAUGUCGCGACCGUGCAUCUCUCGAGUUGCAGGCAGUUGUUGAACCCUCCGUAGCAAGGCCUACGGAACCAACAACAGAUGGAAAGUUUCGUCAAGACUAUACCGUACUCUGGCCUUCUGAAUUAUUCUGGAGAGACCAUCAGCCAUGGCUUGCAGAGAGGGGAUACAUGCUCAGGCCUCGUUACCAUCCCGACUGGGUUGCAUCUUACAAGGACACGCCAGACUACCCAUGGGACAGCGAAGAUGGUGUAGUUCCGUUACAUAGCUUCCUCCUUGAUGCUACGCGCAUCUCCGAUGGAGAGGUUGUCAUUCUGAAGAAAGUAUUCCGUCAGCGUAAUCCAUACGAGAUUGAUAUGAACAGGUACUUCUCGAGUGAACCACUCAAAUCUCAUCCUCGCAAUCAUUGCAUUCAAAUUUACGAUGUCUUGGCUGUGCCCGAUGAUGAAGACAUAUUCAUCAUGGUCAUGCCUCUCUUGCGUCCUUGCGACGAUCCCCGAUUCGAAACCAUAGGGGAGGUCAUGGAGUUUCUCAGACAAGUGUUUGAGGGUAUGCAAUUCCUGCAUCAGUGUCGUGUUGCGCAUCGUGACUGUAUGGACCUCAACAUCAUGAUGGACCCCAAGCCUAUGUUUCCUGACUUGUAUCACCCUAUGUCGGACACUAUGAGUCGCGAAUUCACCGACGAGGCCAAGAAGCCUUACACUCGCACUGCGCGACCACCGAAGUACUACAUAAUCGACUUCGGCUUGUCUCUUCGGUUCUCCCCAGAUGAUACCAAUCCUCUCGCUGAUCCAGUGGAGGGUGGCGACAGGACUGUACCCGAGUUCCAGAACUCUGAUGAGCCUCGGAAUCCGUUCCCCACUGAUAUCUACUACCUGGGUAAUCUGAUUCGGGAGACCUUCUUAGAGAAAACCACGGGCCUUGAGUUCUUGAAGCCGCUCGUUGACGACAUGGUGCAAGAUGAUAUGACAAAACGGCCCACAAUCGAUGAAGUUGUAGAACGUUUGAGUAAAGUUCUCCGAUCACUACACUGGUGGAAUCUUCGUAAACGAUUGGUUGAGAAUAUUGAGGCAGAAGACGCGAUGAAGCGGUUUAGACGCAGAUGGCGACACUUUUUCCGCACAGUGGGAUAUACUCUAACGUUCAAAAGUCCUUUACCGGUACCACACUACUGAUCAUAUAUUGCAGUCAUAUAUACCCGGAUCAUCACUGAAUCUACAUACGCUUUCGUUGUUUGUCUCCGUCGUUGGAUGCCCGGAGGGUCUAGAUAGGGCGCUGCUACUAAUCGGAAUAAAUCCUUGCAUGUGUCCUGAAAACAUACGGUUGCUACGGGUUACGUAGACUGUGGUGCUGCUUUGUCUAACCUCAAGUUGUGCACGAUAUUUUUUUGCCU
Molecule: messenger RNA, 1845 nt
Organism: Somion occarium
Lineage: Eukaryota; Fungi; Basidiomycota; Agaricomycetes; Polyporales; Cerrenaceae
Source: the annotation of a GenBank genome assembly